Molecule: messenger RNA, 220 nt
Organism: Monoraphidium neglectum
Lineage: Eukaryota; Viridiplantae; Chlorophyta; Chlorophyceae; Sphaeropleales; Selenastraceae
Exons: 1
Source: RefSeq, a predicted model, not a curated record
GCGGAAGAGCCGCUCGUGCGCGGGCUCGUCCGGGCCCGCGGGCCGCGCCGGCCUGGGCGCGCUGCUCGCGCCGCGGAGGGCGGCCGCGGAGGGCGACGCCGGCCUGGGGGCGGGGCCGGGCGACGCGCCGCGGCGGGCGCGCCUGUCGGCCGCCAUGGGCCCGAUGCCCGCGGGGCUGGCCUGCUCGCGAGAGACGGGGGUUCGCAGGAAACGCGGGUGA